AUGGCGAGCUCUGCGGAGGUUAUUGUCUUGUCCUCCUCCCCCGAUCCUCCUAAACGAACACCGAAAAAAGUAGUAGCACUCGGCUCUGAGAGAUUUCUUGAUGUCUCGCCACGAGGGCUGUCGCCACAUCCCAUCCCGUCACCUUCAGAUCUCUUCAAUCCACCAUCCCGUUCCCGAUUCUUUCCCACGCCAAACGUGACCGAUAAAGACGCUAUACACAAGCGCGAGACAAGCAAAAAGACUGCGCUUUCAGUCUCUCGCAACAACAAUGAGUCAGCUAAAUCGAAAUUGAAACGGAAGCCAAAGAAAGCCGGGGAAAAAACACAGCCCAACGUUCAGGACGCCGAACCACAAUCCCUUGAAUCCCCUGCCGCUGGAAGCAAAAGCAAAAACGCGACAUCACAAAACCCCCGCUCAAAAACAUCCACCAAAAAAAAAGAGACGGGAAACAUGAAACUGACGGGGAAGGUCACCAAAGGAGGCACUGAUACCGAGACAAAAAAGCCAAGCAAGGCAAAGAAGAUGGCUGCUGCUGGCAAGGCUCCAUCCGAAGAAAACGUCGAAAAGACGGCCGUCAAAGAGCGUCCGGGGCCUACGGAAGACAAGGAGCUUAACCUUGUUGAGGCCUUAAGAAGGAGAAUGGAUUGGACACCACCGAGACGAACUUCCCCUAAAUUGGAGACCGCUACGGAGGACGACAGAAAUAAUGCGAAUGAGCAUGAGCCAAAACCUGGGGGCUCAUUUGGCAAGCUGCUUUCUGAUUAUAGCUUCUCCGGAGCGACUUCAGCCGCCCACAAAUUGCCACUGAACAUGACUAGCGGGGGACCAACGAAAAGACGACGUAUCGAGCUGGUAGACCCAUUUCUUCAACCGUACCAAGUAUACCAGGCCGAGUCAGGUGGUGAAGCGUCCGCUCAGGUGGAAGGCGAUUCCCAGCCCAAAAAGAAACCCAAAGCUCCGAAACGAUACACGACUUUGACCGCACGAAUGACCGCACAAUAUACGCCGAGUAAUGAACAUAACGAUCCAUCCGGUGAUGAUAGCAUCCAGCACAUUGCCGAGGCCAAGCCUAAGCGAACCAAGGCCCGGAUGAAGGAGAAUGAAGUGAUGCCUAUUGUCCUUUCGCCUGAAGCGGCCUUCAAGUCAUUGGAGGAUCAAGAUCUCAUUUUUGGGACCUGCAGCCAGCUAGAUCGAGAGGAUUCUCCACCAACCAUGCGAGAGACGCAGCAAGCUAGUCAUGCAUCCGAAAGCCUCACCAAUGAGAGGCGGGGGAUGGCUCUAACUAUCCCGAGAACGAGCUCUUCUGUAUCUCGCAUGACUGGUACCAGAAAUCUCUGGGAAGUUGCUGCACGGAGCGCCGAAGGCUCAUUAGUUCAGGCAAAGGCGACUGACUCUGUGGAUCUCACCAGUCCCAUUUGGACUCCCAAUGCGUCCAAUGCUCAGGCAAAACAAUCCAUGAACUGGGAGAACGAUGAUUGGUUUGAACUUGAUUAUGGACAGCCGAAGCCUCCUCCAAAGAAGAAGACUGCCUUGUCAAGUGCAUCAAAAUCUGAAGCUAGGUCUCGUCCCUCAAGUGACCGAGAGCCGCCCGUACAAGGCGAUAAUGUACCCAUUAAGGUUACUUCAAAGCAAACCAGCAGCUCCCAACAGCCAUGCAUGCCCCAUUAUAGUGGUUUCACAGAUGCAGAACUCUCGAAGCAAGUUGCCACUUUUGGCUUCAAAUCGGUCAGAGGACGCAAGAAGAUGAUUGAGCUUUUACAGAAGUGUUGGGAAUCCAAGCAUGGUAAAGGGGGUACGACUUCUCUCACAAAUUCGCAAGCCCACCCACAUUCGCAGUCGGAAAUCGUUGAACUACCGGCUUCUACACAAUCACAACAUCUGGAUUCUCGAGGACUACCAGUGGCUCAAACGCCAAAACCCAAGACCAAAGCAGAUUCAAAGCUUGACAAAGAUGCAACUUCGUCCUCAGCAAAUACUGUCACGCAGACAAAACCCACGAGCACCAAAAAUCGCCUGACAACACUCCAAAAGGCAACGAGGACCUCCCGUUCCCAACCAUCAUCAUUUAUAGAUAUCGAAGAGAUCCAAGAUUCCGAGGAAGAGGUGAUUCCAUCACCAAGUCAAACUCAGAAGCGAUAUAACGAGAUUCUCUUAAAGACGCCGAAACCAGUCAAAGAGCCAUCUCUGGAAACCCAAACGAAGGAGCCAACUCCUAGCCCUUCAAAACGCAAGACGGCCAUUUUUAAAUCUUCUCGCAACACCAAAAAAGCAUCGUGCUCUUCUGAACAUAAGACCACCAAAGCGGCAUUUUCGGAGCGCAACAGCCUUCCCGACUUAGCUACUCAAAUAACAAAGGCCGUACGCUCCCAGUCUCGACUUUCGCCACCAUCAUCUUCCUCUGGAAGUCGAAUCUGCCCGACCUGGCAUGAGAAGAUCCUCAUGUAUGAUCCGAUCAUCUUGGAAGAAUUCACAAUAUGGUUAAAUGUCGAAGGGCUGAGCCUUGUUGGGGAGGAUCGAGAGGUACAUGUUGCGGCUGCCAGGGAAUGGUGCGAGAGCAAGGGUAUAUGCUGCUGCGGGAAGAAUAAUGCCAGCUGGUGA
This is a messenger RNA of Penicillium argentinense, 2598 nucleotides long. RefSeq names its product protein slx4 (gene slx4). The transcript has a single exon. Lineage: Eukaryota; Fungi; Ascomycota; Eurotiomycetes; Eurotiales; Aspergillaceae. Gene Ontology annotation, molecular function: 5'-flap endonuclease activity. Gene Ontology annotation, cellular component: nucleus; Slx1-Slx4 complex. The coding region runs from base 1 to 2598 and encodes 865 amino acids. Gene Ontology annotation, biological process: DNA replication; DNA repair. The record is from RefSeq and is a predicted model, not a curated record.